Rhineura floridana is the source of this 8109-nucleotide messenger RNA. RefSeq names its product adenosine deaminase RNA specific B1 (gene ADARB1). Gene Ontology annotation, biological process: adenosine to inosine editing; RNA processing. Lineage: Eukaryota; Metazoa; Chordata; Lepidosauria; Squamata; Rhineuridae. The record is from RefSeq and is a predicted model, not a curated record. The transcript is spliced from 13 exons. Bases 1569 to 3665 code for a protein of 698 amino acids. Gene Ontology annotation, cellular component: nucleolus; cytoplasm. Gene Ontology annotation, molecular function: double-stranded RNA adenosine deaminase activity; double-stranded RNA binding; tRNA-specific adenosine deaminase activity.
UCCCUGGUAGCAAAGUCGGAUGAUUCCAGAGAGGGCACAAAGGCAACAGCCCUCGCUCGUUACCAGUGGAGACAGAUAUUCAGAGAUACACUGCCUCGGAAUACAAAGAUUCCAUCUAGUCCCAAUCAUGCUACAUGGAUCGCCCAGAACAAGAAAUAGGUAAGCCAGCUCCACGUGGCUCCGUUGGAAAGCACAGAACUCGCCGAGAUUUGACUCCGGCUGUUUUUAAUCACGUCUGGCGCAUCAGUGCGAGAUUUUCCCCGAAGAGGAGGCGACCAUCUUCAGCACAACCGACCAUGAAAUGGAAACGGACUGCCUUCAAGUCGACCCUGACUUAUGGCGACCCUUUGAAUAGGGUUUUCAUGGUAAGCGGCCUUCAGAGGGGGUUUACCAUUACCUUCCUCUGAGGCUGAGAGGCAGUGACUAGCCCAAGGUCACCCAGUGAGCUUCAGGGCUGUGUAGGGAUUCGAACCCUUGUCUCCGAGGGAGUAGUUCAACACCAGCCUUUCCCAACCAGUGUGCCUCCAGAUGUUAUUGGACCACAACUCCCAUCAGCCUCAGCCAGCAUUGCCAAGUGAUUAAAUGCUCAAGCUGUAUGUUUUUUAGUGAUUUUAUCUGAUUUUUAUUUUACUGAAUUGUAUUGUAUUGUAUUCCUUGCUGUGAACCGCCCAGAGAGCCAUAGUCUAAGGGCGGUAUAGAAAUGGAAUGAAAUAAAUAAAUAAAAUAAAGAACGGCUGCUCUAACCACUACACCACACUGGCUCUCUUAGAACCGACCACACUCGAGGAGAAAGGAAGAGACCGGGCUGAGCACCUCCAAUCGGCGCCACCUUUCUGGCUUCUUUCCUCCACGCCCACUCGAUGACGCCAGCGGCCACGCCAGGAGGGAAGCGGCGGCAGAAGCAGCGACGCCGUCCCGCGAUUGGCGGCUCCGCGCUUGGACGGGGGAGCCGGAAAUAGGGGGAUCUGCCGCGCAUGCGUGCAAGCGAGCGCAGGGUGCUCCGGCUUCUUUUCCUGUUGGCUCCUCCCCCACUUCCCCAGACUGAGCAUCAAUCACAAGCUCCCCUCCCCCCUCUCCCUGCAAAGCCAAUCCUCGCAGAGGGAGGGGGCCGCAGCUGGCAGCUCGAGCACCCUCCGCGGGCCAGGCGAUCCUUCGGAGGGAGCCAAGCGCCCGCUGCCCCACCAGCCGGCCCUGGCAGGCAGAAGCGAAGGAAGCGCAGCUGCUCCCGCGGCGGCGAAGGGGCGGCUCGUGGCGCCUGCGGCGGCGCAUCCCCGAGAAUUUUUACAAGUACGCCACUUCAGGGCUCCAGAUGUCCAUUAGUCAAAGGCUGUUCCAGAGAUGGUGUGGAGACAUUGCAGAGGUGAUGUGACAACACUCCUUCACCUGGGGAGACAAGGACAGAGCACAGGAAUGACUCUAGCUGUUGGGAAAAAGAGGAUGCAUGUUUUCAGCCUGCUAUGUUUAAACCACUUCAUUUAAGGCAAGGUUGCAAGACCUGUGUGGGCUUUUAGACUGAGAGAAGAAGGAAAUUGUCUACGUCAGUCUAGAAGCUGAAGAACAAUUUCACAAUGGACAUAGAUGAUGAAGAGAAUAUGAGUUCAGGCAGCACUGAUGUUAAAGAGAAUCGCAACCAGGACAACAUUUCACCUAAAGAUGGGAGUGUGCAAGGUACCAGGGAGGGGAAUCAGCUGUCCAAUGGUGGUGGCACUAGUAGCAGGAAACGACCGUUGGAAGAGGGAAACAAUGGCCACUCCAAGUUCCGCCCAAAGAAGAGGAAGAAAACACCAGGGCCAGUGUUGCCCAAGAAUGCCCUCAUGCAGCUGAAUGAAAUCAAGCCUGGUUUACAAUACAAACUUCUCUCCCAAACAGGACCAGUUCAUGCCCCUAUUUUUGUGAUGGCAGUAGAGGUUAAUGGGCAGGUAUUUGAAGGCUCUGGCCCUACAAAAAAGAAAGCAAAACUCCAUGCAGCUGAAAAGGCUCUGAGGUCCUUUGUUCAGUUUCCAAAUGCUUCUGAAGCACAUCUAGCAAUGGGAAGGACUCUUUCAGUAAAUACAGACUUUACCUCUGAUCAGGCAGAUUUUCCAGAUGCACUCUUCAAUGGGUUUGAAAAUCCAGCCCAGUCUGAUCUUUCCUUUUAUUUGGAUUCCAAUGGAGAUGGUUCCUUUAGCUCCAGUGCAGACUAUAGUCUCUCAUCCGCUGUGGCCAGUAGCCUUAUCCAGUCAUCUCUCCCUGCUCCAUCACCAUAUCCAUCAACAAGUGGGAAGAAUCCAGUCAUGAUACUAAAUGAACUUCGACCAGGUUUAAAGUAUGAGUUUCUCUCAGAAAGUGGAGAAAGUCAUGCUAAGAAUUUUGUGAUGGCAGUGUCAGUAGAUGGCCAAACAUUUGAAGGAUCUGGAAGAAACAAAAAACUUGCCAAAGCACGGGCAGCACAAUCAGCUCUUGCAUCCUUGUUUAACAUGCAGUUGGAUCAGACACCAUCUCACCAACCUAUUCCUAGUGAGGGACUUCAGUUACACCUGCCGCAGGUUUUAGCUGAUGCGGUUGCACGCUUGGUGGUAGAUAAAUUCAGCGAUUUGACAGAUAAUUUUACAUCGCCCCAUGCACGCAGAAAAGUGCUAGCUGGAGUUGUCAUGACAACAGGUACUGACGUGAAAGAUGCUCAGGUUAUAAGUGUUUCAACAGGAACAAAAUGUAUUAAUGGAGAAUAUAUGAGUGAUCGUGGACUUGCACUGAAUGAUUGUCAUGCAGAAAUUAUAGCUCGCAGAUGCUUGCUUAAAUUUCUCUAUACGCAACUUGAACUGCUCUUAAGUAAUAAGGAAGAUCAGCAAAAAUCUAUUUUUAUCAAGUCUGAACGAAGUGGGUUUAAAUUGAAAGAAAACGUGCAGUUUCAUCUCUAUAUCAGCACCUCUCCUUGUGGUGAUGCUAGGAUUUUCUCACCGCACGAGGCAGCACAAGAGGAUCAGGGAGACAGACAUCCAAAUCGGAAAGCAAGAGGACAGCUACGGACGAAAAUUGAAUCUGGGGAAGGAACAAUCCCUGUCAGAUCUACGACUACAAUCCAGACAUGGGAUGGAGUACUGCAGGGAGAAAGAUUACUUACUAUGUCAUGCAGUGAUAAGAUAGCAAGAUGGAACGUGCUUGGUAUUCAAGGAGCAUUACUUACCCUCUUUGCUGAGCCAAUUUACUUCUCUAGCAUUAUCCUGGGGAGCUUAUACCAUGGAGAUCAUCUAUCCAGAGCAGUAUACCAGCGGAUAGCAGAAAUAGAAGACUUACCACCUCUCUACAUGCUCAAUAGACCUUUACUCAGUGGUAUCAGUAACGCUGAAGCCCGCCAGCCAGGAAAAGCACCUAAUUUCAGUGUAAACUGGACAGUCGGAGAUGCUGGUCUUGAAGUUAUUAAUGCUACAACAGGCAAGGAUGAAAUGGGCCGUGCAUCCCGGCUUUGUAAGCAUGCUCUGUAUAGUCGCUGGAUGCGCAUUUAUGCAAAGCUUUCUUCCAAUCUUCGUUCAAAAGUCAGUAAACCAAACAUGUACCAUGACACUAAGCAAGUAGCUGAAGAAUAUCAAACUGCCAAAGAGUGUUUGUUUAAAGCAUUUUCAAAGGCAGGGCUUGGAGCCUGGGUGGAGAAGCCCAUUGAACAGGAUCAGUUUUCUCUCAUCGUCUGAUUCAUGGAUACACUUCGCUUGGAAAAGGGGAUACAAUGGAAAUUCUGGGGUCCAACAUCAACAGUUCAUCUACACAGCUGAAACAGCAGCUUUAACCCUUUUUUCACUUUGGGGGGGCUAAAGUGACCAUUUUGGUGUUGCUUUGCUGAAGUACUAAAACUAAUGGAAGACUGAUAAUACAAUAACUAGCUUAGAAUCAAAACAAAGUUACUGCAUUACCAAUUGAAGAACUAUUGUCGGGAGGGGGAGGCCUCACAAUGCAACUCAAAGUGGCUCAUCUGGAGAAUUUAGAAAUUAUUUUAAUGCAUUGCUUUCAGGUGCACGAUUAAUGUAAAUCAGAUAGGAUUUUACAGAACACUUUGACUAUGUGGUUUGAUUUUGUGUUCUUUUUAGAGAGCUUAAGAGACAGAUUAUUUAUAUGCUUCUUUUAGAUUAUUUUUUAAAGAAUUAAGAUCAUAGCAAGGCUACAGAUCACAAAACCAGACUGGAGUUUGGCUAGCUAAUUUCCUCUGCUUCCUUGCUCUUUAAAAAUCAACUGCUGGAAAGUUUGUUUCUUUGAUUUAUGUAUUUAUUAAUGUAUGAUCUGUUUUUUAUCAUGCCAGUUUUUAUUCCAUUUUUAAAGUAUUUGUCUUCACUUCUCACACACAUUGUGAAAUUGUUUUUUUAACCAUUAUAAACUGGAAACAAAAUAUUUGUAAGCUAACACCUUUUUAUCUUUUCAUGUAUGAAAACCAACUAGAAGCAGAUAGUUUGUGUUUCACAGGAACUCAAUGAAGUACAACAGUAAUAUUACCAGUAAUGUGGCAAUUUCAAAACAAUAAUUUCUGAGCAAAUAUGCCGACUUGCCAAAAACCAAUCCACACAUAAACAUUUCAGCUAUUAAAGAAAUUUUGUCCGAGGACAAAAGAAUUUUCAAAUUGUGUGCUCUUCAGAGUCCUAACUUAUUUUCAGCCACCUGUUGAGUCCCUUUGAGGUUACAUUCCCUGUUAUUUUACAAAUUCAAAUAUAAAACCUACCAAAAUUAUUCUGAAAUGUUAUUUUGUUUGAUCUAGUAGUAUAAUAGAAAUAAAUAUUGAAAACAUAUUUAUUUAUAAAAUCUCUAAUGCAUAAGCAUGUUUGUGUGGGUCUGAUCUCAAGGAUGGCAGUACUGGCUGAGGGAGUUUUGUAACUUUGCUGAAAAGGACUUGAUCUCUGCAGAGGUCUGCUAACAUUCAUGGCAGUUGCUUGCCCUGCCUGUGCUGCACAGCCAGUUGGCUACAGAAGGGUUCAUUCCAACAUGCAGUGUGCAUAUGUCAUAGUGCUGUAGCUAGCUAACCUACUCAGCCAGUAGUUACACGUGACUCUUAUGCCCACUGCCAGUAUAUCAGAAAGUAUUAUCUUUCUGGUAAGAUUGUUACAGGGUACAGCAAGCAAAGUUGUGCAGAAUUAAAUAGGUAGUGGGAUUAAAACGCAGCAUUUAGAUGUGGCCCUACUAGAGAAGGUUGACUAUAAACAUGCAAUUUUGCUAGGAUAUUUUUAAUAAAUAAAUGUAAAAUAAGGAAGAAUUCAUAAUAAUCAUAGUAGAAAUUUGAGUCUUAUCUUGUUACUUCCAUUCCAGCAAAGCACAUCUUGUAGGUUUACCAAAUUCAGUCAUUCUUCCCAUAUGCUUAAAUAAUGCUUACAUGUUUUGCUAAACCAGUGCCAGAAAUUAAAGUUGUAAUAAUAAAUGUAUAUCCCAUAUAUCUUGGCCUCUGCAUGAUGUGAUGUUCAUAUUGAAGGUAUCACAUCAGCUAGAAGUAUUUUGUGUGACUAUAUGUAGUCGAUAGAAAUGGUAGCUAGCGCCUCACCUCUCGAUAUUGUCUGGGUACUACUCCCUAAAUAGUAUUGUGGUGAUAGAUAACAAAAACUUUAAAAAGUUAAUUUGCAUGUCCAGAAAGCCCUAGGCUGUAAUUGGUAUACAUCUUUGUUAAAAAGGAAAUAUAUAUAUAUAUAUAUAUAUAUAUGUAUAUGUAUAUGUAUAUGUUCACUUAAAAAUGUUAUGACUUAAAGGCAUGAUAGCAAUAUGUUAAUAGACUUUAAUAGAUUAAAUCAGAAUUUUAUUGUGUGAAGGCAAACAAUGUAUAUGGCAUUUUAAAUUGUUAAUGGGCAAUUUCUUACAGUACUGUGGCUUGAAUUAUAUAGGAGAUAAUAAACACAUUUACAUUCCUAAAAAUGGUCACAUAGUCCCAGUGAAACAUAUUCCAUUUCAGAGGCUCAAGGCCAAAUAAUAGACAACUGUAAAGAAAAAUAGGUUAUAAAUAGGAAUGCCAACUCUUGAAAUAAAAAAAAAUGUGCCGUGGUCAGGCCUUGGGGCCAUAGCCCCCUGGUACAUGGGGUGGAAUCCAGAUUGGAUCUGGGGACAGAGAGUGAGGCAGAAUGGGUUUUUUGGGUAGACCUGUGCAGAGUCCAGAAGUCUGGGAGCAGAGCCCAGUAUAAAAUGUGUUGGUUUACCUAAGGUAUACAGCUUAAAUAAUAAAAGGAAGGAGGAAAAUAACAGCCUUGUCCUCUGCUUUUCUGGCAACUGGCUCAAAAGCAAAAAAAGGGGGGGAAAGUGCCAGACUUGCUUUCCCCCCCGGCUGACUGGCAAGCCUCAUUGUGAGCUUUCCAAGGCGUUUCAACUGUAGCAGGUUUAAUAGACAAAAAUCAUUAAAGCAUGUAGACCACACUAUUUUAAAUUUGGUGCAUUUUAUAGCUUGAAACAGAACUUUUAAGUAACAGAGUGGCAUGUUUUGGACAUAAUGCUACACCAUUGUGUAUCUGUGUGUGAGCAUAAGCGAGCCUCAGGCUCAUGCAUUCCCCCCCCCCCCAGCAUGGCUGCAAGGGGACUGGAAGCAUUCACAUCCUGUUCUAAACUAACCAAAGUUUGUUAUAUUUAUACUGGGGAAAUGGUAGUUGGUUUAUUGAAACAAGCCAGGAUCAGACUGUGGUUUUUUUAUCCUGGCUUGUUAAACCAGAGUUUAACAAGAAUUUCCCCAGUAUAGAUAUAACAAUAAAUGUUGGUUAGUUUAAAAUAAGAUACAAAUGUUUCUGAAAUUCUCCUUGCAGCCAUGUUGGGUGGUAGGAGAAAGUAGCAUGUGCGCCCAUGGGUUGCUUCUGCUCGUUCAUGUAGCACUAAACCGUUAUGUGUAGAUCCACACCAGGCAUUUAAAGCAUAUGACUCCCCCAAAGAGUCCUAGGAACAGUGGUUUGCCCCUCACAGAGCUACAAAUUCCCAGUACCCUUAACAAAGUACAUGAUACUUGGGGAAGUCAUGUGCUUUAAAUGUAUGGUGUAGAUCAGUCCGAGGUCUGAAAUAUGCCAUUGUCUUUUUUUUUGAAAGUGUGCAAUAUUUAUUCCUGUUCCUUUUUCUCUUUCUCACCUCAUCUCUGUGGCUCAGAGUUUCAGCUGUCAUUAGUAAUAAGAUGUGACAUGGCUGGUUGAAGUGUACAGUUGUGUAAUGAUUUAUUUCAUGACCAUGUAAUCGCAACCUUCCGAGGUAGAUCAAAACAUGACAGUGUGGGACAGAAAAAUACCCUAAAUAGCAUAACAUAUUUAAUAUUACUAUUCCCGUGUUACACAACAAAUAUUAAAUGUGUUGAUUUUUGUUGUUCUGUGGCUCUCAUUUUAUUUUGAGACAACUCUUCCUUGCCAGGGCAUCUGGUAUAUCUAGCCAGGGUAACUUGUACAUGACUAAAUUACACAAUAAUCCAGUUUCUAUAACUACACAGUAGAGCGUAAACAGAAAUGUUAUUUGCAAUAUGAUUACUUGACUACUACAGUGUUUGAAGAUUCAGCUUCCAUACCUGUAAAGCAGGAGAAAGGAACCUGUGACCCUCCAGAUAUUGUUAAACUCCAAUUGGCAUCAGCCCAAGCCAGCAUGGCCUACAGUUAGGGGAGGUGGGAGUUGUAGUCCAGCUAAUACUAUGAAUGCCACAGGUUCUUCACCCCUACUGUAAAGAAAGAAUUAAGUAAAUAACGUGUACUGUAAAGUUCCUUUUACUUAAAUCUUACAUAAGCUGAACAGCAAGGUGAGUUGGUCAAAUACUUACAAUUUCUAUUUCCAUUUCUCUGUGAUCAGCAGAGAAAUGUACCAACUAUAAUGAAAGGGUACUUUUGCAUGAUAGACAGCAGAUAUUAAUUUAUUUUCCUUCUCUCCCCAAACAGCUGUUUCCUUAUAGAACGAAGACUGGAUUAUUGCAAUACCUAGUUAAUGAUAUUACCACUUAACUGCCAGUUUUUGUUUUCUGUUAAAAUACGAGACGGGUUCUCCAGAUUUUGAGGGGGGAAAGUCAAAGGAAGCUCUUCACUUUUUUAAAGCCGCCUUUCAUGUCUUUGUAGUUUAAGCACAAUUGGUUGUGAAAAAUCUCCCAAUACCGUUUUAGAGAUGGAUGUGCGAUAGUUAUCCAAAUGUUUAAGUGAGUCUACAAAUAAAAUGGACACAGCUAUA